GACGUCACCUUGGCAACCGGUGUAAGGAGGCCGCAGGCUCGAAGCGAUGGGGAAUUAUUGAUUGAUUAGGAUGGUUGCACCUCCUUCUGCCUCGGGAUGGUUUAAUUCGUGAACUCCAAGACCCUACGCACUAAGUGGCUUUUAUACCAUGCCAGGGUUCGGACCAUGGCCGUGCUUUCCCAGAAACAGAAGAGGUUGCUGCGUUACGUGGAGGAGGGCAGCAUCCCAAAGCUGAAGUCCUAUCUCCGCAAGCACCGGCUGCUGCCAGUGUCGUUUACCGGGCGGAAAGGCCGCACCCCACUGCACGUGGCCUGCGUACGGAGGGAGGGCGCAGCCGCACGUCUGCUGCUGAGGCAUGGAGCUGACCCGAUGAUCCAAGACCAGAGAGGAAAUACUCCACUGCACCUGGCAGCCAGGGAGGCUGUGAGGAAGGGAAAGAGAGUGUUUGAGCAUCUCGUGGAGCCUUUGAAGAAGCAUUGCCCAGCUGCCAUGGAUGUGUUAAAUGAGGAUGGGCUCACUCCAAGAGAAAUACUCAAAUUAAUGAUGACGUAUCAGCAGGACCCUGGAACAAAAGUAGUUGAGGCAAGUGACAACCUAGUGCAAGGGGAAGAGGAGGCGUAUGACACACUGAAGGACAUUGCUGACAGGGAGUGGUAUUGCAAGCUGUUUGGUGAAUGUGAGGAUGAAUUCUACCAGAACUGCGGUCGUUACGAAGAGGAUUACUCCCUGCCAGAUGCUGAGCCGCAGACGUAUGACGAGUGGGCCGACCGACUGGCGAGAGAGUAUGCGGCAAAGCGGGCCCAAGCAAAGGGCAGCCAGAGGCGGAGGCCCCAAAUGGAGCAGGAUGGGGGUCUGCAGCGGCGGCUGGAGGAGGAGCAUCAGCGCUAUCUGGAACGGGGCGCCCGAAAGGCAGAAGAGCUGGCAGGCAGCCGCAAGCAGCGCUACGAGCAAGGUUGCGCCGAGGUGUUCAGCGGGGCGGGGGGCAACCUGCUCGCCUAUUCCGACAUCCCCUGGCCCGACCCACGGGGGACGGUAGAUGACAUGGUGGGGGUGAUCCUCCACGGGGUGGACCGGAGCCAGCCGGGCACCUUCCGUCGCUACCUGAGGCAGCAGCAGGUGGUCUGGCACCCUGAUCGCUUCACACAGAGGUGCGGAGGUCGGCUGCUGGAGGCCGACCGACAGCGGGUCUUCGACACUGUGGUGGCCCUCUCACAGGCUCUCAACAGGCUAGCCGACAGCAUCCGCUAAUACCAUCAACCCCCUCUUCCCAUUCCCCAUCUCUCCAUCAUGGAACAGGAGCUUCGCUGCUGUUGUGUUUUCAUCAGCCAAGGAUGUCGUGUUUCAUUGGGCCAAACUUAGUCAUUAGGUUGUUCAAAGCAUGAACGGCCCAUCUCAUCCAUGCCAGGGUUCCUAUCUACUUCCAGGCUGCCUGAGUCCUACAUCCCUUUCCUAUCCAACCCUUCCCCCCCCCCCCCAUCAGCUACAGGAACUGCUGCCUCAGGAAGGUGGCAUUAUUCAUCAAAGAUGUCCCAUUUAGAGGGCCACCCUGUUGCCGUUGGGCUGAGGUACAGAAGCCUAAAGUGCCACCCCACCAGUUUCAGGAACAGCUACAAUCGUCAGGUUCUUGAACUGAACAGCGCAACCCAAACCCUAACUUCAGCAAUAGCCUCUUGCAAUACCAUGGACUUGUCUGAUUGUGGUUCCUUCACACCAAGGACUUGGUCUGGACAGUUAUUCCUAUAUUGUACAACUUGUAUUCUGUGUUUUACCUGAACCUACAUAUCUGUGAUGUGGCUGAAGUUUUUCCAUUGCACUGUACCUGACAAUAUGCUUGACUACUUGUCAAAUGCCUUUUAACUGUUGUAAUUGUAUGUGCUGUCCACCAUCUCUUCUGACAUCUUGUUACAGAUAUUCAGCACCCUCUGUGUGGAAAUAUCUACCCCUCAGAUCUUUUAAAUUUCUCCCCUCUCACCUUAAUACUACGCCCUCUAGUUAUGGUCUUCACUGUGCUAAAGACUUUUUAUCCUAGCUAUGCCCCUAAUAAUAUUAUAAACCUCUAUAAGUUCAUUCUUCAACCUUCACCAUUGCUAUGGAUAUAAACCCGGCCUAUCCAGUGUCUCCCUUUAACUGAAGCCAAGCAACUUUGUGAUGGAUCUCAGAGACAUGACACAACCAAUGCUGGAAUCUGGAGGAACAAAAUGGGCCAAACAGCAUCUGUGGAGGAAAGAAAUUGUCAAGGUCUUCAAGUUACAGCUUUGACAAUUCUGUUCCCCCACAGAUGCCACUCAACCUGGUCAAAUCUCCUAUAAGCAGGUUUAUUUGUUACCCUGAUUAAUAUCUUCUGCAUUGUCUCUAUUGCUACUAAAUCUACCCUGGUGCAUGGUGACAGUAGUUCGAUAGUAAACAAUGUCUUAUUCCAGACUGCCGCAGCUCUUACCACCCUCUUCCUAGUUACGAGAUGCCAUGCAAUUAAGGAAAAAAUAAUUUCACCUUCCCCUGAGUUUUUGGUUCAUUAGAUUUUCUUUCAGGCUGCUUUCUGGGAUGUGACUGAUUUGUUCAUUCUGACCUCCAAAGUCUACUGUUCCCAAGAAAAGUGGGAGGAAGCUCAUGGUACCAGAGUCUCAGGGGAGGGUUGGAGGGGAAGAAAUGGGAAUUUCUUGUUUCUUCUGAUCCCGUAGAAAAUAAAAGUCCCUGUUAAUGAACAUCGAAUUCUCCAACUUCCGGUAAUUCCCUCCCUCUCCCUUCCCCCAUCCCACCUUCACUCUGUCUCCUCUUCUAGUUGCCUAUCACCUCUCACAUGAUUCUGCCUUCUUCUACUACCCAUAGUGCUUUCCCCUUAGAUUCUUUCUCCUGCCUUUCCCCUCCCCCACCCC
Hypanus sabinus (Atlantic stingray) is the source of this 2873-nucleotide messenger RNA. It is a transcript of the gene nfkbil1, whose product is annotated as nuclear factor of kappa light polypeptide gene enhancer in B-cells inhibitor-like 1. The transcript has 5 exons. Gene Ontology annotation, molecular function: protein binding. Lineage: Eukaryota; Metazoa; Chordata; Chondrichthyes; Myliobatiformes; Dasyatidae. The record is from RefSeq and is a predicted model, not a curated record. Bases 166 to 1248 code for a protein of 360 amino acids. Gene Ontology annotation, biological process: canonical NF-kappaB signal transduction.